This is a messenger RNA of Suillus plorans, 627 nucleotides long. RefSeq lists its product as uncharacterized. The transcript has 2 exons. The coding region runs from base 1 to 627 and encodes 208 amino acids. Lineage: Eukaryota; Fungi; Basidiomycota; Agaricomycetes; Boletales; Suillaceae. The record is from RefSeq and is a predicted model, not a curated record.
AUGUUGUCUGACACAGAUUCUGAGACUAGUAACGACUCACGCUCCUCUGGCUUUAAUGAUGGAGCCGACGCUAUCCUCUCGAUGAACACUGAAAGUGCAGGCAAGGAUGACCAUCACUCCGCGUCAAGAAUCUCAACUCCACAAAGUCACAAGGACUCCUGCCCUGGCCCUGGUCAGUCGCAUGGGCAAGGUGGUCCGGUGUAUUCCUGCGGGUGCUAUACCGUGGCAGAUUUGAAUCACUCAUAUUCUGGCCAAGUAACUCACAGACUGGCUAAAACAGAACAUCUAGCACCCCGAGGAUAUGACCAGAAGGACGUCGACCGCUGGAAAGCUCUGUUUGCUAACCUUGACUCAGACUCGGACUCGGAGGAUUUCGAGAUUUUGCUGAUGAGUCCGAGUCUAAAGCGAAAGAGGUCACAGGACAACUUGAAUGAUGGUCGGGACGUUACCAACGGGCAGAAAGAAACUCGUAAACCCAUCUCGGAUGAGCUCAGAAAGAGAUUCAAAAAACUAGCUAUUGAAGUUGCGGGUGUGCGAGAAGCCGUGAGUAGACUCGAGGCAGCCAUCGAUAGGCAAAGUGGAGUGAUGGCUGAGGUCCGCAACGCGGUUGAAAACAAUGGCAUGUAA